Messenger RNA from Procambarus clarkii (red swamp crayfish), 3953 nucleotides. The record is from RefSeq and is a predicted model, not a curated record. NCBI's taxonomy places the organism in Eukaryota, Metazoa, Arthropoda, Malacostraca, Decapoda, Cambaridae.
CCCCGGGGGUCUCCUUAGGCGGGCUCACCUGUCUCACGUCUGUCCGCUGGACCCUAACACACGCUUAGUGAAAGUGACAACACUGUUAUAGCAACAGGAAAGUGACGCUAGUAUGUGCUAUUUCAAUAGAAAAGUGACGCUAGUAUGUGCUAUUUCAAUAGAAAAGUGACGCUAGUAUGUGCUUUUUCAAUAGAAAAGUGACGCUAGUAUGUGCUAUCACAAUAGAAAAGUGACGCUAGUAUGUGCUAUCACAAUAGAAAAGUGACGCUAGUAUGUGCUAUCACAAUAGAAAAGUGACGCUAGUAUGUGCUAUUUCAAUAGAAAAGUGACGUUAGUAUGUGCUAUUUCAAUAGAAAAGUGUGUUCCGUUAGUGCUGCUAGUGUGUCAUAUUACAACAGCAAGGUAAUGUUAAGUGUAUCUUAUUUAAACGUGAAAUUUAGUGUGAGAAAGACUGGGAAAUAGAGGUUUAAAGUGUACUGAUGUUCCUCCCCCCCCCCCCCCCCCACCCUUGUAUAAAAUACUUAACUAAGGAGCUUCAUAUUAAAGAUCAGAAUGUUCACAGUAACAGAUGAACAAGUGUUGUGGCGAUUGAACAAGAAAUUCAGAAUAAAAUAAGACCAUUUCCUAUCUAGAAUGUUGCUCAAAUCUUCUCUGAAAAGUGAGACUGAAUCUUUUCUUAAAAAUAAUCUCAAUGUGGUCGGUUUUGUCCUUGCUAACAUUGUAAUUUUUGUUAACUUACACACGAAUUAGCGAGUCAAAAUCCAAGAAGCUGGUGAUGGAGGUCUCGUGGGAGGGAGAUCCCAUCCCAGGGACAAAUUCGGACCCCUUACUUAUCUUCCCGGACCUUCCCUGGAACGACUCUCAUAAGGGGCGGGUCAUCGCCUCCCAGGACGAUUCACUUCAGACCUCCCCUCUCGACGACUACGUCAACAGUUCCAGGUCAUGGAACGCGUCUAACGAGACGUACAGUGGCUACGUCGACACCGAUUCCCUGCCCAUUGACAUGCGUUUUAACGACGGCCACAUCCUGCUCAUAUCCUCCUACUCGGGGAUCUUCUUCGUCAGCUUGGUGGGCAACCUGUGUGUGCUUUGGGCCAUCUUGGGUGGAGGCCGGAAACAACGCAAAUCCCGCGUCAACCUCAUGCUCUUGCACCUGGCAAUAGCUGACCUUAUCGUGACAACGGUGAUGAUCCCGGUGGAGGUAGGAUGGGCCGCGACGGUGCAGUGGGUGGCUGGGGACGCCACCUGCAGGAUUUUCUCCUUUUUCAGGAUAUUUGGCCACUACCUCUCCUCCUUCAUCCUCGUCUGUAUAUCUAUCGACAGGUACUUCGCUGUGGUGCACCCUUUGAGCCUCAACGCGGCUGACAGACGCGGGAAGAUCAUGCUACUUUUCGCUUGGUUCCUGGCCUUCUCCUGCUCCCUUCCACAGGUGAUCAUCUUCCACGUGGAGACGCACCCUCUCUUCACCUUCUACGUCCAGUGCGUCACCUUCAACUUCUUCCCCUCGAUGCACCAUGAGAUGGUGUACAACAUCUUCUGUCUGGUGAUGCUCUACGUGGCGCCCCUCACUAUCAUCAUCAUCUUCUACGCCGCUAUUGUUCUCACCAUCUUCCAGAAGAGCAGACUCUCCUCUGACGACACUACAAUACGACGUUCCAGUCUGGGUUACCUCGGACGGGCUCGAACCAGGACCAUCAAGAUGACAGUCAGCAUCGUGCUCGCCUUCUUCGUCUGCUGGACUCCUUAUGUCGUCAUCAGCCUUUGGUUCUGCUUCGACAGGUCGGCGGCGGCCCUGCUGGACGAGAAGGUCAAGAAGGGGCUCUUCAUCUUCGCCUGCUUCAACUCCUGCGUGAACCCCAUCGUCUACGGCAUCUUCAAUUUCUGCAAGAAAAAGCCGCCUGCGACCCAAACAUGGCGCUCCACCACCCUCAACACCCAGAUAAACUCUCGUAGCUACGACACGCGUAGCUACGAGUGUCGUAGCUUCAAGUCGAGCAGAGUGUACUGGAGCAAGAGGGAACAGACAUCCACUCUCACCCACUCUGAGGUUACGGACCACACAGCUGAAUUGUUGCUGCCUCGGGCCCUCAACUCUUCCUCAUCUCACGACGCGAGGUCCCCCACGGAGUCCGGACCCCCGCUACCCUUGCUGCCUCUCGCCAGGUCCUCAGCCCUCUGUCCCAGACAGACGCCUGAAGGUGGAGACGGUGACCGCGCGGCGCUGAUGAUUCGGUACAAGAACGGCUUCUGCUACUCCACCUCCACCCGCUCUGUUUUUCACAACCGCAACGGCAGCCAAGUGUAGAACACUGGCGAGGAACAGUGACCAAGUGUAGAACACUAGCAAGGAAAAGAGGCCAGGUGUAGAACAGUGACCAGGUGUAAAACACUGGCGAGGAGCAAUAUAAACUUGAAUGUCCGGGGAAGUAUUAUGGAGAGGGGCAGUAUUUCUUACUCUAACGCAACAUAAGGUAUACCUCGAGGGGAAAUGUUGAUGGUGAGAACUGUGUUGUCUAUAUGAUGGGAGCUUACUUACAGUGAAUCUUUUUGAUAAUUACUUGCUUACAGUGAAUGCUACAGUGGUGGUAUUAUGUAUGAGUGAGCUGGAUUAUUAUAAUAAUCUUGUGUAUUGAGAACUACAGGGACACAUUACAUAGUGCUGUAGCAAUCUCGUAUAGUGAGGACUACAAGGACACAAUGCAUGGUACUGGUGCUAUAGCAGACCCAUGUAGUGAGGACAACAGGAACACAUUCCACUACAUAUCAAGUUUGUUGGUGAACAAUGCCAUUUACUAAGCGCAUAUCAGCGAGGCUGUGAUCGAGGGGCUUUGACACAAAGGACCCCCUCAUCUCACCUCACCGGAAACGCCUGUUCUGACAAUGUUUCAGAGAGGUGUUUGCAAUAUUACAACUGCGGGUGAAGUCCCCAUCAUGGCCAUGAAUGAGUUAUAUCUUUAAAACUAUGUAUUAAAUGAUUAGUUUUGUGGAUAAACUCAUUCCGUUUUGCUGGUAAUUAAUAUGCUUUUUGUGAGUAUUUCUGAGGCUUCAAUUAUCUGCAGUUUUAUUUCGUGUAUCAAACAUGUAAUAACUGAUAACCUGGUUUUCGGCUCUGGUUAGAGAGGUACAAUGUACUUGACACUUGGGGGAGAGGUACUUUAUACAACAGUGGUACAGUGUACUCCACUUUGAAGGGUGGUACUCUGUACUCGGUUAUGGUGAGAAUGGUACAGAGUACUCCUCUUUGGUGAGACAUUCCAGCAGACCAAGACAGACAGACAUAGACAUACAGACGAUAAACAGAAAUAUAGACAAGGACAUAGACACAAAUAAACUGACAAUCAUUCAGCCGAUCAUAGAGAGAGAGAGAGAGAGAGAGAGAGAGAGAGAGAGAGAGAGAGAGAGAGAGAGAGAGAGAGAGAGAGAGAGAGAGAGAGAGAGAGUGAGAGUGAGAGAGAGAGAGUGAGAGAGACUGAGAGACCGAGACUGACAGAUAAACAUUGAUGUACUACAUCGCCUUCCACGUCUGUUAAUUACGGUAAAUUAUAUAUUUCAAAAUGUUCUCCAGACAACUAUUACCGUUGUCUGUAUCACAAACUAUACUGAUAUAGUUUGUGUCAAAAACUAUACUGUCAUUGUGUCAAAAACUAUUUUGCCAUAGUGUCAAAAAUUAUACUGAUAUAGUUUGAGUAAAAAUCUAUACUGCCAUUGUGUCAAAACAAUAUUGCCAUAGUUUGUGUCAAAAAACUAUACUGAUAUAGUUUGUGUGACAAACUAUACCUGACACAUCAAAGAAGAAAUAAUGUUGAUAAAACUAUUAUACUACCUUCUACUUAAAAAAAAAAAAAAGAUGUAAACAUUAAAUUCUUUUUUAUUCCGUAAUGGUUUUAUUAAUUAAAUAUAUGAGAUUAUGAAAACGUAUUGAGUGUAAUUAAUAAAAUAUGAUUAAUACCUGA